Belonocnema kinseyi is the source of this 2668-nucleotide messenger RNA. RefSeq names its product neurofilament heavy polypeptide-like. The record is from RefSeq and is a predicted model, not a curated record. Bases 167 to 2602 code for a protein of 811 amino acids. Lineage: Eukaryota; Metazoa; Arthropoda; Insecta; Hymenoptera; Cynipidae. The transcript is spliced from 4 exons.
CAGGGUUGUAAAUGCAAUGCAAGGAAUGCAAGUGUCAAAUUGUCAAAUCAAAUCUAAUAUUUAUUUGAUGAAUUUGUUUAAAAACGUGAAAAUAAAAAUAAAAGUGUGUGAAUAUAAGUCAAUUUUAUGACCAUAAUAUUAACUUGACGUCAUUUUAUUUGUGAUAAUGAUGAUGUCUGAAAGAAGAACGAAAAUGAAACCACCACGGAGAUCUGGGGAAAUCACUGACUCUAGUACCAGCAGCUCGGAAAGUACUUCGUCGUUUUCUUCAGAUGACGAGGAGACAGAUGUACGAGAUUUAAAGCCUAUUAAAGAUUAUUUAAAUGAUCGCAGACAACUUGCUGCCCAAUUGUUUAAAUCUGUUAAACUGGAAAAGAUACGAAGAAUGUUGCCUCAGGCUCUUAAGAAAAUGAAUCUUUACGAUCUCGAAGAGUUGUGUGGAAACGAAUUAAGUGGAAUGUCGAGAAGAAGAAUUCUGAGUAUUAUAAGCGGCCAACGUAUGACGGAUUCUUCAGACACUGACGAAACGGACGACUCAGGACCAUCACUCGAAAUAAUAUCAGACACCGAAGAAUGGUUGACGGACGAUGACGUGGUUAUCAAGGAAGAAGAUUCAGUGACUGUGAAACCAAAGUCAAAGAAAAGUGCGGAAAAAACAAAGGGAAAAGCACUUAACAUUUCAAAGCACAAAGCGAAAGCAAAACUAAAUCCAAUGGAGCCAAUAACUCCGGGAAAGGAUAGCAAAUCUGCCGACGUGAAUGUGAAACUAGAAGGCCAAAAGCCCGAGCCAAAAGAGGGCGAAACUCUUCUCGAUUUGCUCGAGCUGGAAAUGCGAGCUCGAGCAAUAAGAGCCCUGAUUCGCAAGGAAGAGGACAUCAUUCCAGAAAAACCUGCCGCUGGCACAAGUUCCGAAAAUAACGGUCCCACCAAUCCAUCAGCUGUAAAUCCAUCAGUGAGCAAAUACGUGGUUCAAGAGAUGGAACAAAUCAGUGUCGCUCUGCGACAAGGAAGUGGCUUGGAUGAUGACGUUAUGUUGGUAAUUCAACCCGCUCCAACUAUAGAACUUAUAUCCAGUGACAGUGAAAGUGAAAAUAAAGAGAAGGAGGAAAAUGAAAGCAAAGAGAAGGAAAACGAGGAAGACAGUGAGCGUGUUAAUCAGAGACUAGAAAAGGAACGAGAGGACAAGAACGAUGAUAAUGAAGAGGUUAUCGAAAAUAAAGAGAGUGAGGAUAAUCAAGAGCAGAGCAAACGUGUUAAUAAGAGAUUAGAAAACGAACGUGGAACGGAAACUACUCACAGUACGAGUACAAUUGGAGACGAAGUGGGGGAAAUUCCAGACGAGGAAUUGAAAAAAGAGGAGGAGUCGCCAGCUGCUAGUGAGAAGAAUGAAGAGCCAGUUGUUGAGGAGAGAGCUAGACAAUCUCCAGAUGUGGAUAAAGAAGCUGAUAAACUCGAAAAGUCGCAGAAGGAAAAUCCGAUUAUUACGAGUCCUGGAACUAAUAAAAGAGCUGAUGAAGCGGGAGAUAAAACAGAAGAAAAAGUUCCAGAUGAAGCCGAAAAUGUAGCUGAAGAAGAACAAUCUCCAGAGAAGCCUAAAUUUCCAGAGAAGCCAAAAUCGCCAGAGAAGGAGUUGGAAGAAGGCGAGUUGACAUCAGACAGUGAAGAGGAAGCGCCAGUGAUUAAUGUUAAUGUUGAAAAGCUCAAGUUUAAGAAAAGAGUGAAGAGGAGAAGACAUAUAAGAUCAAAGGUUCAUGAGAGUUCCGGAGAGAGUGAAGACUCUGAUCAAAGUGAAACCUCUGUAUCCGAAUCUGAAGUGAGUGAGAAAGAUGCUACAAAGGUAAAGUCUAGAUCACGCAAGAAGAUUAGAAACCGAACAAGGGAUUCGAAGGUGUCUUCUAGAGAAAAAGUAAAUGAAACUACAAAGGAUGCGCUAGAUUCUGUGGAAGUAAAAGUGGAAGAGACACGAAAUUUGGUAGAAAAAGAUAAGGAAUUGAGAAAUGAGGAGGCAGAAAAGGAUACCGAAGAAAUUAUAGAUCUUGAUGAUUAUCCGGACGAUAUGGAUGACUUGGAGAAUAAUGAUAAAGGUAAAUCCGCUGAUUCGGAAAAAACGGAUGAGAAAACGGUUUCUGAAACGACUGUUGAGCAAUCUGUACCUUCUGAAACCUGGGCUUCGAGAUAUUAUAAUACAGACGAUGUCCAGAAUGUUAUCAAGGAGUCGAAAAUCCAUUCGGAAAUUAGGAAGAGAUUGAGAGAGAGGCAGAGAAUGUACAAAUUGAACUUUCCUAAUUCAACCGCUGGAAGUGGUUCUUCAAAUGAUAUUAAAGUCGAGGAGGAAAAACAAAAGCCGUUGGGUUCCGUGGAAGAAUAUUUGGCAUUGAAAGCCGCUUCGGCUGCUGCUGAAGCUGCUCUUAACGAAAAGACUGAAGUUCUUUCGGAGAGAAGUAGAAAGUCUACUUGGAGAAAAGACCCAUCGCGUAAAAAUAAGACGCAUAGUUCAAAAAGGAGAUCUAAGCCUGAGAAAAAAUCUGGAAAGGAUGGAUCUACGAGGAAAAGAAGGGAAAGGGAUGCGACUACUGAAAAUAGUGAUGCAAAACCAGAUUAAAGUCUUUUAAAAAUAUUAUUAUUGGAUGGACAUUUUUAAUAGGGAUAAUAGAAAAUUCUGCUCAAA